AUGUUCACCACAUCCUGGCCAUAUUCCAACGGUGGCGACGGGGACUCCCAACCGCUGUCCAACACUGCCAAUACUCCUACUCCAGCUGCAGCAGAAACGUUCGAAUGUGGGAUCUGCGCCAACGACGAGUGUAAAGGAAACCCUUAUAUUGCAGACGGCUCCCCCGUGUGUAAAGAGUGCGUGAUCGAGAACCUCGUGCCGCAGUUCCAGAAAGCGCUCGAGUUCGAAGAUUCAUACCCACCACCAUGGGGUAGUGCGAUCCUCGAUGUGACUGCGUUCGAGGAUGUGCUGGGUGAAGACUUCGUUGCGAGGUACAAGGCGCAAGAGGAAAAAUACAAGAUCCCGAUUGAUAAGAGACGAUACUGCAAGAACACCCUCGACGCCGGCGAGGAGUGCAACGCGAUCUUGUUGCCAGGCAAGCCAGAUCUCCCAUCAAACGGCCAGAACUUCUCGUGCUCCAAGUGCUUGAAGUCCAGCUGCCGUGACUGCGACCUUCCCAUCCAAGAAGGCCAUGUUUGUCUUCCAGUCGACGGCGUAGUAGGCCGUCAAAUCGAUGCGUACGACGGCCUGAAGCGUGGCAGAGACUACCAAGAAUGUCCCGGAUGCGGUCUGAAGUGUGAGCUAUCAGAAGCGUGCAACCAUAUGGUCUGCCCUCGACCACACUGUCGCACCAACUUCUGCUUCAUCUGUGGAGUCGAAGCAGGGCCCCAACCCGGCCACUGGACUGCUCGUGGUUGUCCACGCUGGGGUCAGCCCAGAGAAGAGGUCGUCGCCCAUGAGGCGAGACAGCCUGACGACGCACGCGCUCGCGAAGUAGUAGCACAGGUCCAAGGUGCUAUCGGUCGACAAUUGAUCCAGGAAGGCGGCUGGAUCUGGGGCUUUGACGAUGAUGCGUUCCCUUCAAUGGUUACACGACUCGUCUCCCCGAUUCCUGGCUGCGACACCGAUGUGCUGAUUUGCUCCUCACUCUUCGUCGAAACUUUGGUCAGGUAUUAUGGCGGCGUGAUGAUGCCCAUUACAAUCAUGGAUGAACGUGACCACAGAGCGUGGUAUCUCAUCGGCUAUACUGGAAGAUUUCCUGAAAGGGACGGCGAAGAUUUCACCGUCACCAAUGCCACCAUGGUGGGGGUGGCGCCCUAUGGUCGACAGGAGUGGGAGACGGAUCUGGUGUUCACAGUCGAAAGAUCCAUACGGCAAGCUCUGGCUUUGAGCCCAGAAGGGCUGAACACAAUUGUCGAAAUGAUUUAUCACAUGACCGGCCUUGACACAAUGACGUGGGAUGCUUAG
Molecule: messenger RNA, 1287 nt
Organism: Fulvia fulva
Lineage: Eukaryota; Fungi; Ascomycota; Dothideomycetes; Mycosphaerellales; Mycosphaerellaceae
Exons: 2
Coding region: 1-1287 (428 amino acids)
Biological process (GO): protein polyubiquitination; positive regulation of proteasomal ubiquitin-dependent protein catabolic process; ubiquitin-dependent protein catabolic process
Cellular component (GO): ubiquitin ligase complex; cytoplasm
Molecular function (GO): ubiquitin conjugating enzyme binding; ubiquitin protein ligase activity
Source: RefSeq, a predicted model, not a curated record